AUGGUGAUGCAAGUGAAAGGGCAGCUAUUGGCAUCCACCCAUCUCGAAGCUUACACACAAAACUGGCUCGAUUUCCAGUACAUUAAUGGAUUGGUAAUCUCAGGUGGUGGAAUAUUUCAUGGACAAGGAGCUUCUGCAUGGCCUUACAACCAAUGCCCCAAGACACAAAAAUGCAAACUCCUACCCGCGAACUUGGUGUUCAGUUUCGUGACGAAUGCAACCAUCAGUAGCAUUUCUUCUAUCGACAGCAAGUUAUUCCACAUGCAAAUCUUUCAAUCAAGAGACAUCACCCUUGAUUCCAUCAAAAUCACUGCUCCCGGAGACAGCCCUAACACUGAUGGCAUCCACAUAGCCGACUCCACCAAUAUCCAGGUUACCAACUCGGUCAUCGGCACCGGUGAUGACUGCAUCUCCAUCGGCCCAGGUUGCACCAAUUUGACCAUCUUUAAUGUUAUAUGCGGUCCCGGCCACGGCAUCAGCAUCGGAAGUCUCGGCAAAAAUGCCAAUGAGAAAGAUGUCACUGGGUUGACGGUGAGGCAAUGCACUCUUACCGGUACAAGUAAUGGAUUGAGGAUCAAGACAUGGCCAUCUUCUCCAUCCAGUUUGAAGGCCACCGGUUUUGUCUUCGAAGACAUCAUCAUGAAUAAUGUCUACAAUCCCAUCAUCAUAGAUCAGAACUAUUGCCCCUAUGUUAAUUGUCCCGAAACGGAUCCUUCUCUGGUUAAGAUCAAGGACAUCAAAUUCAGAAACAUCACGGGGACCUCUGCCUCGCCAGAAGCUAUAAAACUAGUGUGUAGCAAGGCUGUUCCAUGUGAGGGCGUGGAGCUCAACGACAUCAGCUUGAAGUGCAAUGGCGACGACGAGCAAGCCAAAAAUAUGACGUCUACUUGCGUUCAUGUCUAUGGUAGCUCCAAUGGCAAUGUGAAACCAGACUCCUGUAUCUAG
This is a messenger RNA of Musa acuminata AAA Group (dessert banana), 945 nucleotides long. Its product is annotated as polygalacturonase-like. The transcript is spliced from 3 exons. Gene Ontology annotation, biological process: carbohydrate metabolic process. Gene Ontology annotation, molecular function: polygalacturonase activity. The record is from RefSeq and is a predicted model, not a curated record. Bases 1 to 945 code for a protein of 314 amino acids. Lineage: Eukaryota; Viridiplantae; Streptophyta; Magnoliopsida; Zingiberales; Musaceae.